CUUUAGAGGCCCCCUAAUUCCAUAUUUACCAGCAGUAAUAUUGGAGCCUAUUUUAUGACUGUUUUACAGUAGGAUUUUGUAGAUACAGUCAAAGUAACUAUACAAAUGCAACAAUAGAUUAGUUAUUUAAUUAAAGUGGUCAUUCAAAAUUAAGUUCUUACCAUGGUUACAAUUUAAUAUGCCAUAAGAACACUGUCAUUAACAUCGGCUGCCUUAAUUGUAAAGGAUGGUGAAUUAGAUAAAUAAUAUCUCUUCACAGCUAACAUUUUGGCGUACAUCCAAUCUAUACACUGUCUAAAUAUUUACGAUUCUAUAGAUUAACAGAAUAUGGUAUGUGUGCACUGUCUGAUGAACAAUACUGUACAAUACUGGGUCUGGUAUUAACUGGAUGGCAGGGUAGACCCACUGGUGUGAUGCAAAGAAAUUGAUUUAAUAAAGGAUUAAAGUAAUUAAGUCAACACUGCCCCCUGGAGAGCAUUCCUCACCUAGCAUGGCUAGCCGAUGUCAACAGUUAUUGUCUUCAUUUGUUUUUAUAGUGUGGAUUAUGUUUCUUGUGUUUUCAUAGUGAGGUGAUGCCGUAUAGUUAAUCCCUAAUCCAUUGUGAAAACAAAGAGACUUUUUUCAGACUUAAAAGGAUUCUUGAUUGUUAAAGAAAAACACCUUUCUUUUAUUUAGAUAUACUCAAUUGUCAGGUCUGUCAGUGUCAAGUUUAGGGAUAAUUGAAUCAUUUAGAUGCUUCUGAACCCAAAGAUGUGUUAAUCCAAUAAACAUAAGUGGAUACCAUUGGUUGGCUAAGGUAAAUAUUGCACUGAGUGUAUAAAAGCCAAUAUAGCUCAGUGGAAGAUCAAGUUCUCUCAGUUGCCUACAAGUGCACAUACAGUGACCACAGUCCAACAGGAUAGACCCUCAAGCACAUUGGAAGUGAGAAUAUUACCAUCAAAGUUCCUUCAUAUUUAAAUUGUUGGAGUGUCCAGUGAUUGAAAGAUUUCUCCAGCAUGCCUUCUGCCUUCAGUCCAGUUGACCCUGAAGAUCGUCGCCAUGACCUUCAACAAAAUGGGCUAGGUCAAGGCAUAGGUCAGGUUAAUAUUGGAAGUAAUGGUGCUUUCUCUGCACCAGCACCACGUUUAUCGCACCAGCUACAGACUACAGAUUUCCAGCCGCCCUAUUUUCCUCCGCCUUACAAUCCGGUUCCCCAGCAACAACCUACUCAGCAGUCAGUUGACUACCACAGUCUGGCCAACAUGGACCCAUACAGUCACUUCAACUCGUACAAUCAGAUGCAGCAACACCAUUACAAUCCUGUGCAUCAAGUCGAUCGGAACACCAUGAGGCAUCCAGAUGAGAGCCAUCUGCAGUACAACAUGCACUCCGUGCUCCCUAGCAACACCUACGACUCCAGGAGGGACGAGUACAACGUCCUCAUGCAUGGAGGACACGUACAGAUGAACCUGGACCAUGACGCCCGCAUCAUGAACAUCCCAACAAUGGAUGAUCAUGUCAUGAUGAAGGAGGAAUCGGAAUCCAAUUAUCUCCUUGAGUCUGAUUCCGAUUCGGAAAAGGGAAUUGUUCGACAUAAGAACGAGAACCAGGAAUUGAUCGUGUCCAGUGUUGUGGCCCCGACUGAUAUAUUUUGUUCUGUGCCGAGUCGCUUGUCAUUGCUGAGUGCUACGGCCAAGUACAAGGUCAGUGUUGCAGAAGUCCAGAGAAGAUUAUCUGCCCCCGAAUGUCUGAACGCUUCACUCCUAGGGGGCAUUCUGCGACGUGCCAAGUCUAAAAAUGGCGGGAAAUCUUUGAGGGAUAGCUUGGAUAAGAUUGGACUCAGCCUUCCAGCAGGGAAAAGGAAAACCGCCAAUGUGACUCUCUUCACGUCUCUUGUGGAAGGGGAGACAAUCCAGCUGGCGAAAGACUACAGUUACAUAUGCGAGACUGAAUUUCCCUCCAAACAAUGUGCAGAGUACAAUCUUCAGAGGUACUCCGACCAUAAUGACCACAAUCGCAGGAAUCGCGUCAUGGCAACCAAACAGCUUUUAAAGGAGCUUUGUGACCUGCUGUCAAAGGACCGGUCUCCUCUUGGUGUAACACGACCCCAGCCAAUUCUUGAUGCCAGUAUACAGAAACCACUGACCCAGUUUAGUCUGAUAUCACAUGGUUUUGGAGCACCGUCCAUGGUGGCUUCGUUGACAGCAGUGCAGAGUUACCUCACAGAAAUGGUGAAGCUCAUUGACAAAAAUGCCCCACCUACUCAUCAUGAAUAGAAGUCUUAUCAUGAACGAACAGAUUGAGACCCUGGACUGUAUUAAAGAAAGAUUUGUGUAUACUGCUUAAUAUGAAUCGCUUUGAAAGAAGCUAAACAGCACUUGUUUUGUACAAUCAACUUGUACAGUUUCUGUUUAGUACGAUCAACUUGUACAGUCUUGAGUUUACAUUUGUACAUACACAUCUAUUUAUGGAAUAAAUUUUUAUUACUUUUAAUCCUGUGAUGUGUUUAUUUUUCUCACAGAAGGGAGUGACAAAAUGUAUUGUAUCAUUUACAUGAUUUUUAUCAAAUUUUGAUUGGAUAUUCUUCUAGAAUGUUUUUGGUUUGGUUUGUUGUUUAACGCCGCACUCAGCAAUAUUCCAGCUAUAUGACGGCGGUCUGUAAAUAAUCAAGUCUGGACCAGACAAUCCAGUGAUUGACAACAUGAGCAUCGAUUCUUCUAGAAUGUGGAAACAAUGAUCAGGAUUGACAAUCAUUACUAAGGGUGUGCAGUAUAACUGGUAUCUCGGUAAACUGAGGUUAAUUCUUUCCUCGAUGCAUAUCAUGUGUUUCAUGUAAUACACUUGCCAAAUACAGGGCCCCAAGAUGGCUGCAUAUUUAUUAAAUGAGUAAACAUUUUGUUGA
Messenger RNA from Haliotis rufescens (red abalone), 2881 nucleotides. Its product is annotated as transcription factor AP-2-alpha-like. Gene Ontology annotation, molecular function: DNA-binding transcription factor activity, RNA polymerase II-specific; RNA polymerase II transcription regulatory region sequence-specific DNA binding. The transcript has a single exon. The coding region runs from base 996 to 2255 and encodes 419 amino acids. The record is from RefSeq and is a predicted model, not a curated record. Gene Ontology annotation, biological process: anatomical structure development; regulation of transcription by RNA polymerase II; regulation of cell population proliferation. Lineage: Eukaryota; Metazoa; Mollusca; Gastropoda; Lepetellida; Haliotidae. Gene Ontology annotation, cellular component: nucleus.